Molecule: messenger RNA, 2246 nt
Organism: Rhea pennata
Lineage: Eukaryota; Metazoa; Chordata; Aves; Rheiformes; Rheidae
Gene: CASP6
Product: caspase 6
Exons: 8
Coding region: 46-966 (306 amino acids)
Biological process (GO): apoptotic process; positive regulation of neuron apoptotic process
Cellular component (GO): cytoplasm
Source: RefSeq, a predicted model, not a curated record
AGGCGCGGCCGGGCACAGCCGCGCACGGCGCCUCCGUUGGCGGCUAUGGCGGGCUCGGAGCGGCGGCGGCCGGGAGGCCAAGUCCAGUUGGAUAGUAGACCUGUAUUAACCACCACAGAUGGAAAUCUGAACAUCACAGAAGUAGAUGCACUUGAUAAAAGCAAUAAACAAACACUUGACUCUGUUGAGCAGUACAAAAUGAACCACCAAAGAAGAGGAGUUGCAUUAAUCUUCAAUCACGAGCACUUUUUUUGGCAUUUAAUGCUGCCAGAAAGACGUGGAACUAUUGCAGACAAAAAGAAUCUGACAUGCAGUUUGACAGACCUUGGAUUUGAAGUCAGAUGCUUUGAUGACCUGAAAGCAGAAGAUAUGCUGGAGAAAAUUUAUGAUGCCUCUGCAGAGGACCACAGUGAUGCUGACUGCUUUGUAUGUGUGAUCCUGAGCCAUGGCGAGAAUGAUCAUGUUUAUGCAUAUGAUGCCCAAAUCAAAAUUGAAACAAUCACAAGCAUGUUCAGAGGAGACAGGUGCCAGAGUCUGGUGGGAAAGCCUAAAAUAUUUAUCAUUCAGGCAUGUCGAGGUGAUAAACAUGAAGAUCCAGUUGCUGUUCGUGAUUUAGUAGACAGUGCAGAGAACGAAUCCAUUGCCAAUGAGACUGAAGUGGAUGCAGCAGGUGUCUAUACCCUGCCAGCUGGUGCAGACUUCCUCAUGUGCUACUCCGUGGCACAAGGGUAUUUUUCUCACCGUGAAACUGUGAACGGCUCCUGGUACAUUCAAGACUUGUGUGAGGCACUUAGAAAUCAUGGCUGUUCCUUGGAAUUCACAGAACUUCUCACUGUUGUUAACAGGAAAGUGUCUUAUCGCAAGGUAGAAAUGUGCAGAGAUAUUAACGCUAUAGGAAAGAAGCAGAUUCCUUGUUUUGCCUCAAUGUUAACUAAAAAAUUGUAUUUUCAUCCAAAAUCUAAGUAGAUAUCUAUCAACGAUGAAAAUUACUGAUUAAUGCUCACUGCAGAAAAAUUGAAUGCCAUCUUAGUUCAGGAAACUAGUACUGUGCAUUUUCUGCAGUCUAAAUUUAUUCCAAUCUUGAAAAUAAUUCUAACAAGAUUAUUCACAAAAAUAUUAGGAUUAAACUUCACAGUUCUUCUGUAUAUUAGUUUACAAAAUCUUAAUCUGGUGCUGCAGCUCUGUUCAUCUCAGGGAAUCUGGGAAAAGCUGACUGGUACAAAACCAGUAAGAGGUGCUCAGAUUUUAUUAAAAUAAGCCUCUUUACAGAUUUUUUUUCUGACUCUCAUCUAACUAACUAUGGUGCAUUUUACUGUUUCCAAAACUUUUUACAUGCUCCAUUAGAGCAGCUCUUCUUGCUCCAAGAGCUCCCCUAGUUUACAGAUUAUAUAUACCCUUUUUUAGGGCAUCUUUAUAAAUGUUUGGACACACACACAAUGAAUGUAUGGACAGUGUUGGUUUUGGUACAUGCCAAACUUGCAUGUCCACCUUUAAUUUUAUGUGGAUUUGUUAAGCUUUUUAGCCACAACUUUCAAAUUUCUCCUAACUAGGAAAAGGCACUACUUUAGUACAAUUGCUGUAUUGAAACUAGCCCUAUAAGAAAGGGCUUCUUUUUGCUUGCACUUCACUUACGUUUACAGUACAAUUAAAGCUUGCUUGUGCUUUGCAUCCUUGGGAAUAACACAGGCAUCGGCAAACAGACUACAUAAAGCUUGCUUUUAGUGUUAGCUUAAAUAUACUUUGAUUACAAAUACAUUCCUUGACAGGGGUAAGUUAGCCUCUAAACCUAAUCACUUCCAGUAUCACUUAAAACUCUCCUGGACAUCUCUCACGGGCUUUCCAAAAUACAGCAUAUUCAGGCCUUGCUGUUGGAUUAACCUCCUUCUCCCCUUGGCCCCUCUAUGCACUAUUAAGUGAUAGUACCUCAGCCACCAUAGGAUGUUUCCAGUUGUUACUGUAGAAGCAUUAGGAAUUUAGAACAUGCUCAAGGGAAGCAAGUACUACUUUAUUAGUUUUUACAUUAUUGAUACAUACACUUAACUCUGGGACACAAUGGAGAACUCAAGCAGAGAAUAAAUAUCAUAGUUCAGUUUCCUGAGUAUAAAAUAAUUAUCUGCUUGUCUGCUUCACUUAAAUCCUCCCAUAUAGCAUGCUCUAAGUGACAGAUAUUAAAUCUUAUUAUGGCUACAUUUAUGCUUUGUAUGAAUCACGUAUGUUUGAUUGUUUUGAUAAGUUUAAUAAAAUGA